Amaranthus tricolor (Joseph's coat) is the source of this 5736-nucleotide messenger RNA. RefSeq lists its product as uncharacterized. Gene Ontology annotation, molecular function: ATP binding; iron ion binding; heme binding. The transcript has 20 exons. The record is from RefSeq and is a predicted model, not a curated record. Gene Ontology annotation, biological process: protein phosphorylation; recognition of pollen. Bases 49 to 5721 code for a protein of 1890 amino acids. NCBI's taxonomy places the organism in Eukaryota, Viridiplantae, Streptophyta, Magnoliopsida, Caryophyllales, Amaranthaceae.
AACAACUGCUUCUGCAUUGCCUAUGCUUUUGAUUCGGGUGCAGGCUGUAUGUCAUGGUCUGGGGAUUUGGUGGACACCCAAACUCUAUCAGUUGGAGGGGUAGAUCUUUAUCUUCGACUAGAGCAUUCUGAGCUAGCUGAAAGCAAGAAAAAAGUAAUAGUUAAGGCAGUAACGAUAAGUUUAGCAGGAGUCAUAUUUUUUUUGACCAUAUAUUGUCUUUUGUGGAGGAAAGCUAAAGAAAGAGGAAAAAAACAACUCAAGAAGAAGACAUUAAAAGACAUAUUUGGAGGCAAUAUUAGUCCAGAUAAGUUAGAAGAGCUUCCUCUAUUUGAUAUCAAAAGACUGCAGAUUGCAACUAACUAUUUCCAUGAGAGCAAUCAGCUUGGACAAGGUGGUUUUGGUUCAGUCUACAAGGGAACAUUAGAAGAUGGACAAGACAUUGCUGUUAAGAGGCUAUCACGAGCUUCAGGCCAGGGAACUGAAGAGUUCGUGAAUGAGGUGAACGUUAUAUCUAAACUUCAACAUAGAAACCUAGUAAAACUUAUGGGUUGUUGUGUGGAAGGUGAAGAGAAAAUGUUGGUCUAUGAAUACAUGCCUAACAAGAGUUUGGAUGCGAUUCUGUUUGAUGAACAAAAGCAAGAAAAUCUCCCUUGGGAAAACCGAUUCAACAUUAUCGAUGGUAUAUGUCGAGGCCUUCUCUACCUCCAUAGAGACUCUAGGUUGAGAAUAAUUCACAGAGAUCUCAAAACAAGCAACAUCCUACUCGAUGAAAAUCUAAAUCCAAAAAUUUCAGACUUUGGCAUGGCAAGAAUUUUUGUAGGAAAUGUAGAUCAAGCUGACACAAGAAGGGUAGUCGGAACCUAUGGAUAUAUGCCUCCUGAGUACGCGAUGGAAGGGAAGUUUUCCGAAAAAACUGAUGUGUUCAGCUUUGGAGUGAUACUGUUAGAGAUCAUCAGUGGCAUUAAAAGCAAUCAUUUCUGGCAUCCUGAUGAGUCCUUGACACUCCUCGGAUAUGCUUGGAAACUUUGGAAAGAAGGAAAUAUUGAUCCGUUAAUCGACAAAAUGAUAAAUGAACCUCGCUUCAAAGACCAAAUACUGACUUGUGUUAAAGUAGGACUUCUGUGUGUUCAGGAAUUGGCAAAAGACAGGCCUAACAUCUCUGCUGUCAUCCCCAUGCUCACAAAUCAUGCAGAAAAUCUUCCAGAUCCUAGAAAGCCCGCUUUUAUAACAAGGCAGGAUGAUUAUUCUGAGAUUAACUCCUCUCUUAAGAGCUAUGAGGCUUCGUCCAUUAAUGAUGUUUCUAUUACUAUUAUUAGCAGUGGGCGCUCAAACUUCCAACUCUCUGCUGCAACUACAACUGUGCUCGCCUUGUUAUUAUUUCUUUGCUGCCUGCUACAAUGGAAGAAGUGUAAUGGUAAAGGAAAACCUCCCAUGCCAUCAGGUUCAUGGCCUGUUAUUGGCCAUCUUCAUCUACUAGGAGAGCUUCCUCACAUAGCCUUAGGUAAAUUAGCGGAUAAAUAUGGUCCAAUCUUCAUGAUUAAGCUUGGUGUCCGCCAAGCCUUAGUUGUAAGCACGGCAGAGAUGGCAAAAGAGUGCUUAGGAGGCAUCAACGACAAGGUAUUCUUAAACAGGCCCCAGACAAUUUUUGUAGAGAGAAUGGGUUACAACUCUGCCAACUUUGGAUUCAGCCAAUAUGGCCAAUACUGGCGUGAGAUUCGGAAACUAGCCACCAUUGAACUCCUGUCCAAUCAUCAGACAGAAAUGUUCAAAAGUGUUAGAAUCUCAGAAAUAAGAUCAGCAAUGAAGAUAAUUUCGGCUCGUGGCUCUGAAUUUAUAGACAUGAAACAAUGGUUUAAGGAUAUAAGCAUGAAUACUAUAGUAAGGUUAAUAUCUGGAAAGCCAUUAAAGGAAUUCUACCAAGGUGAGCAAUAUGAUCAGUGUGCAAACACAUUCAGGGAUUUAGUUGAAUUAGCAGGAGCUUUCAUCCCUGCCGAUUCGCUUCCUUUUUUAAGGUGGUUAGAUAUUGGAGGAUACGAGAGAAAGAUGAAGAAGGUUGCUGAAAAGAUCGAUCAUAUAGCCGAAGAGUGGUUGGCUGAACACAAAAAGAGAAAAGUAUGCAAAGAGACUCGAACAAGGUAUGAUUUUAUGGAAGUAAUGCUUGGUAUAUAUGAGACAGAACAGAAAAAUCCUUCAAAUUUUGAUGCAGAUACAGUCAUCAAAGCUACAUGUAUGGCAUUGAUUUUAGCGGGAGCAGACACCACAGCAGUAACCCUAACAUGGGCACUAUCAUUGCUACUAAACAACAAAGAUGUGUUGAAGAAGACUCAAGCUGAACUAGAUGCUAUGGUCGGUAAAGAACGACAGGUGGAGGAAUCAGAUCUCAAGAAUUUAGUCUACUUGCAAGCAGUUCUUAAAGAGACUUUAAGACUCUACCCUGCAGCGCCUCUAUCAGUCCCCCGAGAAGCCAUUGCAGACUGCACUGUGAGUGGUUACCAUAUCCCAGCUGGCACUGAACUCUUUGUUAAUCUUUACAAAAUUCACAGAGAUCCAAAAGUGUGGCAAGAUCCUUCUGAGUUCCGUCCAGAAAGGUUUCUUAUAACUAGUAAAGAUUACGAUGAGAGAGGGCAAACUUUUGAAUUUAUGCCUUUUGGAAGUGGUAGGAGGAUUUGUCCUGGUAUAUCGCUUGCACAUCGGGUCAUGCAGUUUACACUAGCUAAUUUACUCCAUGGAUUUGAGGUCUCAACUCCAUCAGGGACUAUUAGGAAAAUAUUUACACAAUAUUUUCCUAGUAGGGUCAUAGUUGCCUUCCUAAAAGGAAAAAGAGAUAAUUCAGUUUAUACAGAUGGUUUGAGCAUGCUGAACUGCAAUCCAUGUAGCCAGACAGUGUUUUGCUAUGCUAAUUCGGUAUCCCCGGCCGCAAUUACACCGGAAAAGGUACCAGCAGAAUUUGACAUUCUAGUAGUGCUACCCGAUGUACUUGCUUCCUUUCUCUUUAUUGCCAUGGAGAAUGAUGAAUGUGGCGAAUUGCGCAAACUUUACAGAGGCAGAGGGAUUAGGGCACAUCAGAAAUUAGCAUACAAUUAUGCACAGUUGGUUAAGGCAGUGAAUGCAGCAUUUGAGAGUCUACAACCAAAUGCAUUGAAGUUUGUAUGGAUCACUUUACAAGCAUGUAAAGUUGAGGUUAUUAAGAACUUAGGUGGUAUAGACUAUCACAUUCCACAUAUGAACAAAACAAAGCUUGCAAGGGAAAGGAGACUUCCACAUUAUUUGGGGGUACGAAGGGAAAUUAUUUACGAGGCACUUUGUUAUUUGGACAAAAAGGUGGAUCAAACAGCAAACCCUCUUAGAGACGAAUACAAUGAUAGUAUAGUUUCCAGCAACAGCAUUUUCAAGCUGGGAUUCUUCAGCCCUCCAAACACAACGAAUCGAUAUGUAGGCAUCUGGUACAACAAAUUACCUGCUCUUGAUGUCAUCUGGGUGGCUAACCGGAUGCACCCGCUUAAAGAUUCUUCUGGAGUUGUUCAAUUCUCCGGUGAUGGAAAUCUUCAACUACUUGAUGGGCUGAAUGAAACAGUCUGGUCAUCCGUUGUUACUUCCUUGCAAGGAAAUACUCGUAAUGCUUCGAUGGUUGCUCGACUGCUCGAUAGUGGGAAUCUUGUUUUGCUGCAAGGCAGUGGUCCACCAUUAUGGCAGAGCUCCGAACACCCGACUGAUAGAAUCGUGCCAAGUUUGCCUCUAACUACCAUAGGUUCAAAAGAUAUGAGGAAGCUUCUGAUCUCGUGGAAGAACCUUUCGAAUCCUGCUUAUGGGAGGUAUACCUUAGGUUUCGACUCUUACACCCUACCAGAACUCAUACUUUUAGAUGGGGAUGUCCCUCGAUGGAGAAGUGGUCCUUGGAACGGAAAUCUAUGCAUCGGGAUCCCAUACAAUAAUUCUGACAAUCCCGAUUCUGGAUUCUCCCUUCAGACUGACAGAAAAAGUGCAAUUUCUGUAACAUACACCUACUCACACUCAACCUUGUUGUCAAACUAUGAACUCCGUUAUGACGGGAUGCUUUUCAGGAAAAUAUGGUUUGAUGACCAACAAAAAUGGGUGACUCAGUGGAAAGUCCCUGAAACAGAAUGUGAUCUGUUUGGGAAAUGUGGGGUUUUUGGUAUCUGCAAUCCCAGUAAUCCAGUGAUUUGUGAGUGUCAGAAGGGGUUUCGACCCAAGAACGAGGAGGCUUGGAAGAAAGGAAACUGGAGCAGCGGGUGUGUGAGGAGUAAACCACUGCAGUGCGGUGUUAGAGGUGGUAUACCAGACAAGUUUUACAGGUCAAGCAAUGUUAAAAAUCCAGCCAAAGCUCAUUGGUCAUUGGGGUUGGAUCAAGAUCAAUGUAGAGAUCAGUGUAGAAAGAACUGUUCUUGCAUCGCGUAUGCAUUUGAUUCGGGUGCAGGCUGUAUGUCGUGGUACGAGGAUUUGGUGGACACCCUAACUCUAUCUGUUGGAGGGGUAGAACUUUAUAUUCGACUUCAACAUUCUGAGCUAGAUAAAAGCAGGAAAAAAAUAAUAGUCAAGGCAAUAACAAUAAGUUUAGCAGGAGCCGUAGUUCUUUUGACCAUAUGUUAUCUGUGCUGGAAGAUAGCUAAAGAAAGAGGAAAAAAGCUACUCAAGAAGAAGACAUUAAAAGACAUAUUUGGAGGUGAUAUUACUCCAGAAAAGUUUGAAGAGCUUCCGCUAUUUGAGAUCGAAAGACUGCAGAUCGCUACGAACUUUUUCCAUGAGAGCAAUCAACUAGGAAGGGGUGGGUUUGGUUCAGUCUACAAGGGGAAAUUAGAAAAUGGACAAGAUAUUGCGGUUAAGAGACUUUCACAAGCUUCGAAUCAAGGCACUGAAGAGUUCGUGAAUGAGGUGAACGUUAUAUCUAAACUUCAACAUAGAAACCUUGUCAAACUUAUGGGUUGUUGUGUGGAAGACGAAGAGAAAAUGUUGGUCUACGAAUACAUGCCUAACAAGAGUUUGGAUGCGAUUCUUUUUGAUGAACAAAAGCGAGAAAUUCUCCCUUGGGCAAACCGAUUCAAUAUUAUCGAUGGUAUAUGUCGAGGCCUUCUCUACCUCCAUAGGGACUCCAGGUUGAGAAUAAUUCACAGAGAUCUCAAAACAAGCAACAUCCUGCUCGAUGAAAAUCUGAAUCCAAAAAUUUCAGACUUUGGCAUGGCAAGAAUUCUUGUAGGAAAUGAAUAUCACGCUGACACAAGAAGGGUAGUCGGAACUUAUGGAUAUAUGCCUCCCGAGUAUGCGAUGGCAGGGAAGUUUUCAGAAAAAACCGAUGUGUUCAGCUUUGGAGUAUUGAUGUUAGAGAUCAUAAGUGGCAUUAGAAACAGUGAAUUCUGGCAUCCAGAGGAGUCCUUGACACUACUGGGUUAUGCUUGGAAGGUUUUAAAAGAAGGAAAUAUUGAUCUAUUAAUUGACAAAACGAUAAAUGAACCAGGCUUCAAAGAUCAGAUACUGACUUGUGUCAAAGUAGGACUUCUGUGCGUGCAAGAAUCAGCAAAAGACCGGCCUAGCAUAUCUGCUGUCAUACCCAUGCUCACAGAUCAUGCAGAAAAUCUUCCAGAUCCAAGAAAGCCCGCGUUUAUAACAAAGCAGGAAAUUUGUUCUGAGAUUAGCGCCUCUCAUAUGAGCUUUGAGGCUUCUUCCAUUAAUGAUGUCUCUAUUACUAUUAUCACCAGUGGCUGGUAGCUGUAAUUCACCCCU